UUCUUGCGCUGGUGCAUUGUGGGGUAGUGGAGGACCCGCGUUGCGGAUGGAGGGGGAGUCGAGCCGUGGGGCUGUCAUGGCGACUAACAUCGAGCAGAUCUUUCGGUCCUUUGUGGUCAGCAAGUUCCGGGAGAUCCAGGAGGAGCAGGAACAACAGCAGCAGCUGGGCGGUGGAAAGGUAGAAGGCCAGCAGAAUGGUGAAACAGUCCCAGCUGAGCAAGCAAACACUUCAGAUGACACAGUUACGGGUGCUGGGAGUCUUCAGAAUGAUCAGAUAGUUCAGAAAAUAGAGGAAGUACUGUCUGGGGCCCUUGAUACAGAGCUACAGUGUAAAUCAGGUGUGGAGGAAGAUUCAGUGAAAAAUAGCUCUUCAUCUACAAAAAGAGGCCCUACUGACGAAGUAGAAGAUGAAAUUCCAAGAAAAAAAUCGAAAAAGAACAAGAAACACAAAAGCAAGAAGAAGAAAAAGAAAAAGAAGAAGAAAAGGAAGAAAGAAAAAAAACAUAAAAAGCAGCCAAAGGAAUCAAAAUUAAGUGCACAGUAUGGAGAGCAUGCAGAUUUACAACCUGCUUCUCACUCAAAGACAGAAAAAUUGGGCUCAAAGUUGAUCACACAGCAUGGAGGGCAUGCAGAUUCAGAUCUUGCUGGUCAAAUGCAGCCAGAAGAAUUGGGCACAAAAUUGAGUGCAGAGUACAUGGGGUAUUCAAUUAAAAGACUCACACCUCAUUUGCUAUCAGAUUCUGAAUCAUCUGUGGAAAAACUUGGGAGUGAAAAAACAAACUUGGCCUUGACUGAUAUACACAGUUCAGAAACCAGCAAAUUGGAUACCCAGGAAGAAAAUACUAGUACAAUGAAAAUUCAAGAGCAAGCUAAAGUAAAAUUAUUGGUGAAUAAGACUCAUGAAAGUAUAUAUCAUAUAGCUAUUAAUAUGAAUGCAAAGGGUGGACCUUUACCAGUUAAAGACACUGAAAAUGGUACUGUGUCUACCAACAGAGCUGGAGUUGCUGGUAAAUCUGAAAUUGAAAAGGAUUUGGAAGCUAUUCCAGCCUCUGAGAUAACAGAAGAACUAAAAGAUUCAGAAGCUACUUCAGAAGCUACUCUGAAAUCGAUGGGCACGGUGGAGGUGAAAGAAUUAGAAACAACCUUAGAAUCUGAGGCCAUGGCAAAGAUUAAAUUUUCAGAAGCAAUUCUACAAUCUCUGACUAUGGCGACUUCAGAGGGUUUGGAUGCCCCUCUAGAAUCUGUGGCCAUAGCAGAGGUGAAAGCAACUCUAGAAUCUGUGGCUGUGACAAAUGAUUUGGUAGAAACUCCAACAUCUGUAGUUGUAAUGGAGACGAAAGCUUUGGAAGGAACCGCAGAAUCUGUUGUCAUGACAGAUAUGAAAGGUUUGGAAGCCACUCUAGAAACUGUGGGUGUGUCAGAGGCAAAAGGUUUGGAAGGAGGGCUUGAAUUUGUGACUGUGCCAGAUGAUUUGGUAGCAACUUCAAAAUCUGUGGCCAAGGCAGAGGUGAAUGGUUUGGAAGCAAUACCAAAAUCUGCAUCUGUGGGGGAGGUGAAAGGUUCAGAACCUGUUGUGAAUGCAAAAGAUUUGGAAGCAGCUCUAAAACCUGCAAUGGAGAGGAAAGAUUUGGAAAUAACUCCAGAAUCUCUACACAUGGAGGAGGUGAAAGGUGCAGAAGGAGCCCUAGAGUCUGUGGCUAUGGCAAUAGAUUUGGAAGGAACCCUCAAACCUGCUCCUCUGGCAGAGGCAAAAGAUUCAGAUGCACCAUCACUAUCUCUGCAAAUAGAAGAUAUGAAAGAGUCAAAAGGAUUCCUAGAAUCUGUGGCCAUGGCAAAAGGUCCAGAAACAAUCCUAGACCCUGCAGGGGUGACAGAGGUGAAAGAUUUGCAAGAAAUUCCAGAAUUGCUGCACAUACAGGAUAUGGAAGCUUUGGAAGCAUCCUUAGAACCUGUGGUCAUGACAACAGGUCUGGAAGUGGCUCUAGAACAUGUGGCUGUGGCGAAAGGUGCAACUCCACUUUCUAUGCAAAUGGAAAAAGUGAAAGAUUUGGAAGGAGCCCUACUAGAAUCUGUGGCAGUGGCAAAAGGUUCAGAAGCAGCCCUAGAACAUGUUGUCUUGGCAGACAAUAAAGGUGUGGAACCAACUUCACUAUCUCUGCAAAUGGAAGAUGUGAAAGAUUCGGAAGGAGCUCUAGAAUCUGUUGCCAUGGAAGAAGGCUCAGAAGCAACCCAAGAACCAGUGACAGAGGCAAAAGACUUGGAAGCAAUCUUAGAAUCUGUCUCGGAGGUGAAAGGUUCAGAACCAGCACCGCUGUCUCUGCAGAUGGAAGAUGUGAAAGGUUCAGAAGGAGGUGUAAAAUCUUUGGCCAUGGCAAAAGGGUCAAAACCAACCCUAAAAGCUGUGGCUGUGGGGGAGGGAAGAGGCUCAGAAGCAACUCUGCUGUCUCUGGAAAUGGAGAAUGUGAAAGAUUCAGAAGGAGCCCUAGAAUCUGAGGCCGCGGCAAAAGAUUUAGAGGCAACUCUAGAACCGGUGGCAGAGGUGAAAGAUUCGGAAGCAAUGCUUCGGUCUCUGCAAAUGGAAGAUGUGAAAGAAUUAGAAGGAACCCUAGAAUCUGUCGUGGCGGCAAAAAGUUCGGAAGCAACCCUAGGGCCUGUGGCCAGGGUGGAGGAGAAAAGUGCAGAAACACCUCCACUAUCUCUGCAAAUAGAAGAUGUGACAGAAUCAGAAGGAGUCCUAGAAUCUAUGUCUGUGGUGAAGUUGAAGGCUUUGGAAGCAGCCUUUGAGUCCGUAGUCAUGGUAGAGGUGCAGGAUUUAAAUAAACUUGUACAAGCUGAGUCUGAGGUCACAACUCAGUUUAAAGAUUUGGAAGCAAUUCCCAAAUUUCUGUGCAUGGAGGGAGAUUUGGUAAUAACUCCAGAAUCUGAGACAACAUCAGAAGUGAAAAACAUGGAAAUAGUUGGACAAUCUGAAUCACUUGCAGAAGUGAAAGAUUUGGAAACCACCCCAGAAUCUGAGGCAGUGGCAGAGUCAAAGGAUUCAGAAACAACUACAGAAACUCAGGUGCUGAUGGAAGUGAAAGAUUUGAAAACAAUUCCACAAUCCCAAGUCAUGACAGAAGUAAGUGACUUGAAAAUAUCUCCACAUACUGAGGUGGAGGUGAUGAAAGGUUUUGAAACAGCUACGAAGUCUGAUGCCACUAUAAUAGAGAUGGAAGAUUCUGAAUCAACUCUGGAAUCUAGGGCAGUAGUGGAAGUGAAAGAUCCGGAAGCCACACCGGCAAUGACUGGCAUAAAAUAUUCUAAAAAAUGUCUAGAAUCUGAGGCCAAGGCAGAGUUGAAACAUUCAGAAGCUACCCCAGAAUCUUUACACCUUACAGACUUGAAAGAUUCUGGAAAAACUCUGGGACCUGAGAUGAUGAUGCAAAUUAAAGAUUCAAAAACAAUUAAAAAAUCGGAGCCCAUCACUCUGGUAAAAGAUUCUGAAGCUAGUCGAGAAUUGCUGCAUAUAGUGGUAAAAGAUUUGCAAUCAACUCUAGAACCUGAGACUGUGACAGUGGUGAAAGAUUUGAAGGAAACUCUAGAGUGUGAGAUGGUGGUGGUGAAAGAUUUGGAAACAACCCUAAAAUCUGAAGUAGUCAUGGAUGUAAAGCAUUCUAAGGCUGCUCCAGAAUCUUUGUAUAAAGCAAAGGUAAAGGAUUCAGAAGCAGUUCCAGAAUCUCUCUGCUCAUCGAAGGUGAAAGUUGCAGAACUAGCUUUAGAAUUGGAGGCGGCAGCAAAAGUGAAAGAUUUGAAAGAAACCCUAGAAUCUAAGGUCAUGGUAGAUGUGAAAGAUUUGGAAGCUGCUUCAGAAUCUGUGGUCAGGAUGAAGGUAAAAGAUUUGGAAGAAAUUCCAGAACAUUGGCAGCCAGUGGAUGUGAAAAUUUUGGAAGCAUCUCUGGAAUCUGAGGAAACAGUAGAAGUAAAAUAUUCAGGAGCAACUCCAGAAGCGCAGGUGUUGACAGAGACGAAAGAUUUGGAAGAAACUCUGGAAACUCUGUACACUGCAGAGGUGGAGGAGUUGGAAAAAAUUACAGAAUCUAUGCCAAUGGUAGAGGUGAAAGAAUCUGAGGCUGUGACGGAUCUGAAAUUCUCAGCAACAACUCUAAAAUCUGAUAAAACAGUGGAGGUGAAAAUUUUGGAAGAUACACCAGAAUCUUUGACAGUGGAAAAGAUACAAAAUUCAAAAGCAUAUCUAGAAUCUCUGCACACUGAGGAAAUGAAAGAUUUGGAAGCAGAUCUAGAAGCUGAGGCUGCAACAGAUCUGAAGGAUUUGGAAGAAACUUCGGGCACUGUGCAGGUGAAAUAUUCAGAAGCAGUUUUGAAAUCUGUGGGCAUAGCAGAGAGAAAACAUUUGGAAACAACAGUAGAAAGUCCUAAUGCAGUGCUAGAUUUGGAAACCGUUUUAGAAUCUCAGCACAUUGUGGAUCUGAAAUUUCUGGAAACUCCUGAGAUUCCUGAGUUAACAGUGGAGGUGAAAGAUUCUGAAGCAGCUCUAGAAUCUGAGGCUAUUACAGAGGUAAAUGACUUGCGACCUAUUCCAGAGUCUGUGGCCACGGUGGAGGUGAAAGAUUUGAAAGCAGUUCCAGAUUCUCUUCACACAGUAAACAUGAAUAACUUGGAAGCAACUCCAGAAUUGGCGGCAGCUGCAAAGGUGAAAGACUUGGAAGCAGCUCCAGAAUCUGUGGUGGCAAUAGCAGAGGUGAAGGAUUUACAAGCAGCUCCAGAAUCGGCAGCAGUGGCGAAAGAUUUGGAAGCAGCUCCAGAAUAUGUGGUGAUGCUGGCAGAGGUGAAAGAUUCAGAAGUAGUUCCAGAUUCUCUGCAUACCAUAGAUGUGAAAGAUUCUAAAACAAUUCCAGAAUCUGUGGUAGUGGUUUCAGAGGCGAAGGAUUCAGAAGCCGCUCCAGAAUCUGUGGCGGCAGUGGCAGAGUUGAAAUACUCAGAAACAAGUCCAGAAUCUGUGGUGGUGACUGCAGAAAUGAAAGAUUUAGAAGCAGCUCUGAAAUCUGUGGUGGUGGCAGAGGUGAAGGAUUUGAGAGCAGCUCCAGAAUCUUUGGCUGCAGAGGUGACAGAUUUGGAACCAGCGCCAGAUAUUCUGCGUCCUGUAGAUGUGAAAGAUUCUGGAUCAACUACAGAAUCUGUGAUAGCGGCUGAAGAGGUGACAGAAUUGGAAGCAGCUCCAGAUUUUCUGCACACUGAAGAUGUGAAAGAUUCUGAAAGAACUCCACAAUCUGUGGUAGUGGCUGCAGAGGUGAAAGAUUCAGAAGCUGCUCCAGAAUCUGUUGUGACAGUGGCAGAGUUGAAAUAUUCAGAAACAAGUCCGGAAUCUGUGGUGGCUACUGUAGAAAUGAAAGAUUUAGAAGCCGUUCUGGAAUCUGUGGCAGAGGUGAAGGAUUUGCAGGCUGCUUCAGAUGCUGUGGUGGCGGUGACAGAGGUGAAAGAUUUGAAAGCAUCUCCAGAAUCUUUGGCAGCGGUGGCAGCAGAAGUGACAGAUUUGGAAGCAGCUCCGGAUUUUCUGUGUACUGUAGAUGUGAAAGAUUCUGGAACAACUGCAGAAUCUGUGAUAGCAGCUGAAGAGGUGACAGAUUUGGAAGCAGCUCCAGAUUUUCUGCACACUGAAGAUGUGAAAGAUUCUGAAAGAACUCCACAAUCUGUGGUAGUGGCUGCAGAGGUGAAAGAUUCAGAAGCUGCUCCAGAAUCUGUUGUGACAGUGGCAGAGUUGAAAUAUUCAGAAACAAGUCCGGAAUCUGUGGUGGCUACUGCAGAAAUGAAAGAUUUAGAAGCCGUUCUGGAAUCUGUGGCAAUGGCAGAGGUGAAGGAUUUGCAGGCUGCUACAGAUGCUGUAGUGGUGGUGGCAGAGGUGAAAGAUUUGAAAGCUGUUCCAGUUUCUCUGGUGGCGGUGGCAGACGUAGAAGAGUCAGAAGGCACUCCAAAAUCUGUGGGGGUGGCUGCAGAGAUGAAAGAUUUGGAAGCAGCUCCAGAAUCUGUGGUGACCAUGGCAGAGGUGAAAAAUUUGGAAGCACCUCCAGAUUCUUGGUAUACAGUGUACGUUAAAGAUCCAGAAACAACUCAAGAAUCUGUGGCAGUGACAGCAGAGGUGAAGGAUUCAGAAGCAACUCCAGCAUUUGGGGCGAUGGCGGCAGAGGCAAAAGAUUCAGAAGCAGCUUCAGAAUCUGUGGCAGUAGCGGCAGAGGUGAAGGAUUUGCAAGCUGCUCCAGAUUCUCUGGUGGCAGUGGCAGAGGUAGAAGAUUCAGAAGCAGCUAGUGUUUCUCUGCAUACUUUAGGUGUGAAUGAUUCAGAAGCAGCUCCAGAAUCUGUGGUGGCUAUGGCAGAGGUGAAAAAUUUGGAAGCAUCUCCAGAUUCUCUGUAUACACUGUAUGUUAAAGAUUCAGAAACUACUCAAGAAUCUGUGACAGUGACAGCAGAGGUGAAUGAUUCGGAAGCAACUCCAGCAUUUGGGCCAGUGGCGGAAGAGGUGAAAGAUUUGGGAGUGGCUCCAGAAUCUGUGGCUGAAGUGAAAGAUUUGGGAGGGCCUCCAGUAUCGGUGGUGGCUGUGGCAGCGGUGGAAGUUUCGGGAGUGGCUCCGGAAUUGGUGGUGGUUGUGGCAGAGGCAAAAGAUUCCGAAGCGGCUCCAGGAUCUGUGGCAAAAGUGAAGAAUGAUGAUCUUUUUAAAAAAAAGAAAGCACAUGAAAAAAGUAACAAGAAUAGUGAUAAACAUAAACAAGAUGCAAAGAAAUUAAAAAGGAGUAAAUCUAAAUCUCUUUCACGAUCCAGGAAGCGGAAAAAAAAGUCUAGGUCACGUUCUGUCUCUAAACAUUUGAAAUAUAAAAGAGCAAGGUCUAGGAGCAGAAACUACUCAGAUUCCAGAAAGAACCAUUCCACAUCUUAUGACAAGUCUAGAUCCAGAUCUGUGGAAAAAAGAGGGGGCAAAGACUCUUCCUGGAGGUCCAGACGCAGGCGCUCCAGGUCCUCUGAUGGUCUCAAGUCAAGAUCCAGAUCCAUUGAUAAAAGGGAAGGCAAAGACUCUUCCUGGAGGUCCAGACGCAGGCGCUCCAGGUCCUCUGAUCGUCUCAAGUCUAAAUCCAGAUCUGUUGAAAAAAGAGAGGGCAAAGAUUCUUCACGGAGGUCUAGACGCAGACGCUCCAGGUCCUCUGAUCGCCUCAAGUCUAGAUCCCGAUCUGUUGAAAAAAGAGAGCGCAAAGAUUCUUCACGGAGGUCUAGACGCAGACGCUCCAAGUCCUUGGAUCGUCUCAAGUCUAGAUCCAGAUCUGUUGAGAGAAAAGGGCGCAAAGACUCUUCCUGGAGGUCCAGACGCAGACGCUCCAAGUCCUCUGAUCGUCUCAAGUCUAGAUCCAGAUCUGUUGAAAAAAGAGAGCGCAAAGAGUCUUCACGGAGGUCUAGGCGCAGACGCUCCAAAUCCUCUGAUCGUUUCAAGUCCAGAUCCAGAUCUUUUGAAAAAAGAGGUGGCAAAGAAUCUUCCUGGUGGUCCAGACGCAGACGCUCCAAGUCCUCUGAUCGUUUCAAGUCCAGAUCCAGAUCCAGAUCGGUUGAAAAAAGAGGUGGCAAAGAAUCUUCCUGGUGGUCCAGACGCAGACGCUCCAAGUCCUCUGAUCGUCUCAAAUCAAAAUCCAGAUCCAGAUCUGUUGAAAAAAGAGGUGGCAAAGAAUCUUCCUGGAGGUCUAGACGCAGACGCUCCAAGUCCUCUGAUCGUCUCAAAUCAAAAUCCAGAUCCAGAUCUGUUGAAAAAAGAGGUGGCAAAGAAUCUUCCUGGAGGUCCAGAUGCAGACGCUCGAAAUCCUCUGAUCGUCUCAAGUCAAGAUCGAGAUCUGUUGAAAAAAGAGGGGGCAGGGACUCUUCAUGGCGGUCUAAACGUAGACGUUCCAAGUCCUCGGAUCGUCUCAAAUCUAGAUCCAAAUCUGUUGAAAAAAGAGGGGGCAGAGACUCUUCACGGAGGUCUAAACGUAGACGCUCCAAAUCCACCGAUCAUCGCAAAUCUAGAUCCAAAUCUGUUGAAAAAAUAGGUAGUAAAGAGUCUUCACGGAAGUCGAAACGUAGACGUUCCAAGUCCUCUGAUCGUCUCAAAUCUAGAUCCAAAUCUAUUGAAAAACUAGGAAGCAAAGAGUCUUCACGGAGGUCCAGACGCAGAUGCUCGAAAUCCUUUGAUGGUCUAAAGUCUAGAUCUAGAUCCAAAUCUGUUGGAAAAAGAGAGAGCAAGGAGUCUUCACAGAGAUCUAGAAGUAAACACUCCAAGUCUUUUGAACAUCACAAAUCUAGAUCCAAAUCUGUUGAAAGAAUAGAGGUACAGGAACCUUCACGGAGGUCUCGAAGUAGCCGCUCCAAGUCUUCUGAGCCUCACAAGUCCAGAUCCAAAUCUGUUGAAGAAAUAGAGGCUCAGGAACCUUCACAAAGAUCUCGAAGUAGCCGCUCCAAGUCUUCUGAAUGUAACAAAUCUAGAUCCAAAUCUGUUGAAAGAAUAGAGGUACAGGAACCUUUACGGAGGUCUCGAAGUAGCCGCUCCAAGUCUUCUGAAUGUAACAAGUCCAGAUCCAAAUCUGUUGAAGAAAUAGAGGCUCAGGAGCCUCCACUGAGGUCUCGAAGUAGCCACUCCAAGUCUUCUGAAUGUCAUAUGUAUAGAUCCAAAUCUGUUGACGAAAUAGUGGCUCAGGAGCCUUCACAGAGGUUUCGAAGUAGCCGCUCCAAGUCCUUGGAACAUCAACAAUCUAGAUCCAAAUCUGUUGAAGAAAUAGAGGGCAAAGAAUUGUCACAGAGGUCUCAAAGUAGCCGCUCCAAGUUUUCUGAAUGUCACGAAUCCAGAUCAAAAUCUGUUGAAGAAAUAGAAGUGCAGGAGCCUUUACAGAGGUCUCGAAGUAGCCCCUCCAAAUCUUCUGAACAUCUCCAGUCCAGAUCCAAAUCUGAUGAAGAAAUAGAGGUGCAGGAGAUUUCACAGAGGACUAAAAGCAGCCGCUCUGAGUCUUUGGAACGUCAAAUGUCUAGAUCCAAAUCUGUUGAAAAAGUUGAAUGCAAAGAUUCUUCACAGAGGUCUCGAAGUAGCCGCUCCAAGUCUUCUGAACGUGUCACGUCUAAAUCCAAAUCUGUUGAAGAAAUAGAAGCUCAGGAGCCUGCAGAGAGGUCUCAAAGCAGCCGCUCCGAAUCUUUGGAACGUCAAAUGUCUAGAUCCAAAUCUGUUGAAAAAGCAGAAUGCAAAGAUUCUUCACAGAGGUCUCGAAGUAGCCGCUCCAAAUCUUCUGAACGUCACACAUCCAGAUCCAACUCUGUUGAAGAAAUAGAGGUUGCGGAGCCUUCACCGAGGUCUCGAAGGAGCCGCUCCAAGUCUUCUGAACGUGUCAAGUCCAGAUCCAAAUCUGUUGAAGAAAUAGAGGUUCAGGAGCUUUCACAGAGGUCUCGAAGUAGCCGCUCCAAAUCUUCUGAACGUGUCGCAUCUAAAUCCAAAUCUGUUGAAGAAAUAGAAGCUCAGGAGCUUUCACAGAGGUCUCGAAGUAGCUGCUCCAAGUCUUCUGAACAUCACAAGUCCAGAUCCAACUCUGUUGAAGAAAUAGAGGUUCAGGACCCUUUACAGAGAUCUCGAAGUAGCCGCUCCAAAUCUUCUGAACAUCGCAUGUCUAGAUCCACAUCUGUUGAAGAAAUAGAGGUUGAGGAGCCUUCACAGAGGUCUCGAAGCAGCCGCCCGGAGUCCUUGGAACGUCAAAAGUCUAGAUCCAAAUCUGUUGAAAAAAUAGAGGGCAAAGAUUCUUCACCGCGGUCUCGAAGUAGCCGCUCCAAGUCUUCUGAACGUGACAGGUCCAGAUCCAAAUCUGAUGAAGAAAUGGAGGUUCAGGAGCUUUCACUUAGGUCUCGAAGUAGCCGCUCCAAGUCUUCUGAACGUGUCACGUCUAAAUCCAAAUCUGUUGAAGAAAUAGAAGCUCAGGAGCCUGUAGAGAGGUCUCAAAGCAGCUGCUCUGAGUCUUUGGAACGUCAAAUGUCUAGAUCCAAAUCUGUUGAAAAAAUAGAGGGCAAAGAUUCUUCACCGUGGUCUCGAAGUAGCCGCUCCAAGUCUUCUGAACGUGACAGGUCCAGAUCCAAAUCUGAUGAAGAAAUGGAGGUUCAGGAGCUUUCACUUAGGUCUCGAAGUAGCCGCUCCAAGUCUUCUGAACGUGUCACAUCUAAAUCCAAAUCUGUUGAAGAAAUAGAAGCUCAGGAGUCUGCAGAGAGGUCUCAAAGGAGCCGCUCUGAGUCUUUGGAACGUCAAAUGUCUAGAUCCAAAUCUGUUGAAAAAGUAGAAUGCAAAGAUUCUUCACAGAGGUCUCGAAGUAGCCGCUCCAAGUCUUCUGAACGUGACAAGUCCAGAUCCAAAUCUGAUGAAGAAAUGGAGGUUCAGGAGCUUUCACAGAGGUCUCGAAGUAGCCGCUCCAAAUCUUCUGAACAUCGCAUGUCUAGAUCCGCAUCUGUUGAAGAAAUAGAGGUUCAGCAACUUUCACAGAGGUCUCGAAGCAGCCGCCCGGAGUCCUUGGAACGUCAAAAGUCUAGAUCCAAAUCUGUUGAAAAAAUAGAGGGCAAAGAUUCUUCACCGAGGUCUCGAAGUAGCCGCUCCAAGUCUUCUGACAGUCACAAGUCCAGAUCCAAAUCUGUUGAAGAAAUAGAGGUUGCGGAGCCUUCACAGAGGUCUCGAAGUAGCCGCUCCAAGUCUUCUGAACGUGUCAAGUCCAGAUCCAAAUCUGUUGAAGAAAUAGAGGUUGCGGAGCCUUCACAGAGGUCUCGAAGUAGCCGCUCCAAGUCUUCUGAACGUCACAAGUCCAGAUCCAACUCUGUUGAAGAAAUAGAGGUUCAGGAGCCUUUACAGAGGUCUCGAAGUAGCCGCUCCAAGUCUCCUGAACUUCAAAAGUCCAGAUCCAAAUCUGUUGAAAAAAUAAAGGGCAAAGAUUCUUCGCAGAGGUCUCGGAGUAGCCGCUCCAAAUCUCCUGAACUUCAGAAGUCUAGAUCCAAAUCUGUUGAAAAAAUAAAAGGCAAAGAUUCUUCAAAGAGGUCUCGGAGUAGCCGCUCCAAGUCUCCUGAACUUCAAAAGUCUAGAUCGAAAUCUGUUGAAAAAACAAAGGGCAAAGCGUCUUCACAAAGGUCUAGAAGAAAACGCUCCAAAUCUUCUGAACGUCACAAGUCUAGAUCCAAAUCAGUUGAAAAAGUAGAGGGCAAAGAGUCUUCACAGAGGUCUAGAAGUAAGCGUUCUAAAUCCUCUAAGCGCAAACCACAAAAACAUGAUAGCGAAUCGCGGUCUAGACGAAAUCGGUCUCGGUCAGUAACACGUAAAAGACUGUCAAAAUCUAAAUCUAAUCAUCGAUCUCGGACACGCUCUCUAUCACGUUCAAGACACAGAAGGAGGACUCGGUCAAGAUCAGUGUCGAAAAGGAGACGGUCUUUAUCAAGAGAGAGACACAAAAGAUCUCAAAGGAAUAGAUCAAGGUCUGCUGAUAGAAGAAGAAGAAGAUCAAACUCAAGGGAUCACCGAAUAGUGCUCAGGUUACGGACCAGAAGUCGAACACCUAUUCGACGAAAACGGUCUAGGUCAGUGGGAAGAAGACGAAGCUCUAGCAAAUCACCAGUUCGACUAAGACGAUCAAGAUCACCUGGGAGAAGAAGAUGCUAUAGCAGAUCACCUGACCGUCAGAGAAGGUCCAGAUCAUCCGAUAAGUUUUCAAGCAGAUCACCUAAACGUCUUACAGACUUAGACAAGGCCCAGCUACUUGAAAUAGCCAAAGCUAAUGCAGCUGCCAUGUGUGCUAAGGCUGGUGUCCCCUUACCACCAAGCCUACUGCCUAUUAUAGCUCCAGCAAAGAAGGAGGAGAAAGUUACUCAGAAGUCAGCAAGAGAUACAAUAAAGGAGCUCACUGAGAAAUGCAAGAAGAUUGCUCAAAGCACAGAUGACGUGAUCGUGAACAAGCCUCAUGAUUCUGAUGAAGAGGAGGAAGAACGCCCUUUCUACAAUCAUCCUUUUAAACUCAAUGAACCUAAACCCAUUUUUUUCAACUUAAAUACCACUCCUAUCGUAAAACCAGCACCAAAAAAUCAGGUAACUUUGACAAAGGAGUUCCCUGUCUCAUCUGGGUCUCAACACAGGAAAAAGGAAGCUGACAGUGUCUAUGGAGAAUGGGUUCCAGUUGAGAAAAACAAAGAAGAAAGCAAAGAUGAUGUUUUCCCCAAACCAGCUCUUGCACAGACUGUGGACAUCUCUACAGCAAUGAAUGAACGAACAAUGGCUCAGAAGAGGCUUACAGAAAAUACAUUUGACUUAGAGGCCAUGUGCUUGUUAAAUCGUGCACAGGAACAGAUUGAUGCUUGGGCGCAGUCAAACUCUCUGCCGGGCCAAUUCACAGGAAGUACUGGAGCACAGAUUUUGUCCUCAGAUGAGUUGUCCAACAGUGGCCCCCAAGCAUGGAUUAGAAAGAGAGAGACUUCAAAAUGAAAACCACUCAGCAGAGAGGCUUAUCAGUGAGGAGAAAAGGAGAACUUUUCCGGUAAAAGGCUUGUGAAAGAGGCCAGUAAACCUUCCUAAGGCUCUCUGGGGUUCUCUCUUCCUGCAUACCUCAGGAGAUUCCCAAAACAAGGCAGGAGAAUGACCCUUUGAUCUCCUCUUUCCCAAGCCCUGCCUCUCCCCCCCCCCCCCCCCCCCCCCCCUGUUUUCAUCCAUCUCUCCUUCUUUGACAUUCUUUGAUGGUCUUCUGUGGCUUGCAGUUGCAGGACUGUCCUUUAACAAAAUACAUGGAGUGGAGAAGGCAGGUGUGUUUUCCCUCUGCCUUUUUCUCCUGCACUACCGAGCUGCUUCUGAGCAUGUCAUCCCUCUCAAAAGAUAUUCAUGUCUCUGUGGGGAGAAACGUGUAGAGAACUGACCUCUGACUUGAGAACGCGGGUGUUACCAGAAACAGAAAGCUCCAGAUGGGGAUGAUGUGGUCAGCAGCGAAUGUAGGAGGAGUAGGCAGGGAGAAGCACUAGCACCUCUAUGCUUUCUCUAACCAAUAGACAUCCUGUGGUUUGCAGCAGCAGAACUCUUCUCUGGCAGACCAUAGGAGAAUCCAUUGGGUGGAGAAGUCAGGGAGGUACUCGUGCUUCCCCCACACUUUCUUCUGCAUAGUUGAGCUGUUUCUCAGAUUGACCUCUUUGCUUCUUUCAGCUUCCCCAUUCCACCAAAAUUCUGGGGUUAACAGGUGACCACAAUCACAAACCCAAUCUAAAGGGCUUUACGGACCCAUACAAGUCUCUUAAAGCUUGCAGGAAUUGUGGGACUAUUGACAAGUCUCACAAAGCUUACUUAGAGGGUUGAUGAACUUUACAAGGUGGACCUCAGCUCUGUGGAUGAGAUGGGAAAAUCUCACACAAAAGGCAAAGCAGGCACAGUGUUUCGAGUGCAUAUUAUCUUUCAGGAAUGGUAGUUUUAAAAAAAUGAACGAACUAGUAAAUGCAGAGUUCAGGUUGCAUUUCUCAGGCAAGGCACCUGAACUACCUUAAUUCUGCUUUUGUAGUGAUGCCCUGAGAAAUUAAACUCAUACUCCGUUAUCCAUCAUACCAAAAUGUUAAAUUUCUGUUGGUAACCACAAAAAGUAGAAUGUCUUAUUCAUAGCUAUGUAGUGGUACUGCUGCUUUAUGGCUGUCCUUACAGUCAUACACAGUAGGCACAAAGAAAUGUUAGACAUUUCUGUUACAAAUAGCAUACUGAAAGCAAUCAUGCCUGUCUUUACUAAGGGCCCUGCCCUGCAAGGAGCUGGAGGCAUGCAGCACUUUGCAGAAUCAAAAGUGUCAGUAGAGACAGAGUUAGUGUGUCUCCAUAUGCAGACAUCGCACUUAGUAUGACAGGUAUGUAUGAAACAGAUUAUAAAACCAAUGUGUGGUGUACAUUUUUGAUCCUCUAAAUGCAAAAAUGAUAAUAGGCAUAUCUAUGAGGCGAGCUAAGUUAGUUGGGGUUGCUUGUUUGAGAAAUGCAAUCUUAACUCUCCAUUUCCUGGGUUUCUAAGAUUUGGGUUUCCAAAAAUUUAAUUAGUAUUUUUGGAAGGUAAUAUGUAGUGAAACCGCUAUGUACCUGCAACUUUAACUUCACCUUAAUAAAAUUUUGUGUGGCAUGUAAGUUUAUUUACUUAAAAUGGUUAAUAUGGCAGAUUGAAUAACUGUGACAUUCCAACUAGCAGUGUUUUUAUUUUCUUUCG
Messenger RNA from Trachemys scripta elegans, 14219 nucleotides. It is a transcript of the gene SON, whose product is annotated as SON DNA and RNA binding protein. Gene Ontology annotation, biological process: regulation of mRNA splicing, via spliceosome; regulation of cell cycle. The record is from RefSeq and is a predicted model, not a curated record. The coding region runs from base 47 to 12487 and encodes 4146 amino acids. Gene Ontology annotation, molecular function: RNA binding. The transcript is spliced from 10 exons. NCBI's taxonomy places the organism in Eukaryota, Metazoa, Chordata, Testudines, Emydidae.